This is a messenger RNA of Caretta caretta (loggerhead turtle), 6217 nucleotides long. RefSeq names its product vasoactive intestinal peptide receptor 2 (gene VIPR2). Gene Ontology annotation, molecular function: G protein-coupled peptide receptor activity; vasoactive intestinal polypeptide receptor activity; peptide hormone binding. Gene Ontology annotation, cellular component: plasma membrane. The record is from RefSeq and is a predicted model, not a curated record. Lineage: Eukaryota; Metazoa; Chordata; Testudines; Cheloniidae. Gene Ontology annotation, biological process: adenylate cyclase-modulating G protein-coupled receptor signaling pathway; cell surface receptor signaling pathway.
GGAGAGGGAAGGCGGGAAGCCAGCCAGAGCCUAGAGGCGGAGCCGCCCGGAGCAGCAGCGGGGCAGGCAGGUGGUGUCAGUCUGGGCUGGAAGUUGGCCGCGCAGGAGCAAGCGGACGGGACCUGGGGAGUGACUGGCUGAGGGGCAGCAGCCGGGGCAGGUGCCGGCUGCCCACGUGUGCGGGAGGCUCGGUCCCGGGCCCGCGGGCGGCUCUCCCGCGGACCCUAUGUGUCUGGCUCGGGAGCGCUCUCGCGCUGUGCUGCUUCGCGGGGCGCCCUCGGGAUGAGGAACCUGCUGCUCCUUCUCCUCGCCGCCUGCUGCAGCGUGGGGCCGGUGAAUGGCAUCCACCCAGAAUGCAGAUUUCAGCUGGAGAUUCAUAAGGAGGAAAUAAGAUGUAUGGAACUUCUAAAGAGUGUCAAAAGAGUGGCGUUUAAAGGAUGUGUUGGAGUUUGGGAUAACCUUACUUGCUGGCGCCCUGCUGAAAUUGGAGAGACUAUCACUGUCCCUUGUCCAAAAGUAUUUAGCCACUUUUUCAGCAAACCAGGAAAUAUUAGCAAAAAUUGUACAAGUGACGGAUGGUCAGAGAUAUUUCCAGAUUACAUAAGCGCUUGUGGUUAUUAUGACAGUGAUGAUGACAGUAAGAUUAAUUUCUAUAUACUAGUGAAGGCAAUCUACACCCUUGGACACAGUGCAUCUCUGAUUGCUCUAACGACAGGAAGUAUAAUUCUUUGUCUUUUCAAAAAACUUCACUGCACGCGGAACUACAUCCAUCUGAACUUGUUCCUCUCUUUCAUUCUAAGAGCAAUCUCUGUUUUAGUCAAGGAUGAUAUUCUUUAUUCCAAUUCCAACACAGCUCACUGUUCAGAGGAUCAGUCGUCAUGGGUUGGCUGCAAGGCUAGUUUGGUAUUUUUCCAAUAUUGUGUUAUGGCAAACUUUUACUGGCUCUUAGUUGAAGGACUUUACCUCCACAUCCUCCUUGUGGUAAUAUUCUCUCCUAACAGACAUUUCACAGUCUAUCUUCUGAUUGGCUGGGGAAUUCCUACAGUAUUCAUCAUCUUGUGGACAGUGACAAGGAUCUUUUUAGAGGACACAGGUUGCUGGGAUACGAAUGAACACAGUGGUCCUUGGUGGGUUAUACGAUUACCAAUUUUAGUUUCUAUUAUAGUGAAUUUUAUACUUUUCAUUAGUAUUAUAAGAAUUUUACUGCAAAAGUUAAGAUCGCCAGAUGUCGGAGGCAAUGAUCAGUCACAAUACAAGAGACUUGCAAAAUCAACAUUGCUGCUUAUUCCGUUAUUUGGAGUUCACUACAUGGUGUUUGCUGUAUUUCCUAUACGCAUUUCCAGUCACUAUCAGAUAAUUUUUGAGUUAUCUUUGGGAUCUUUUCAGGGGCUGGUUGUUGCAGUCCUGUACUGCUUUUUGAACAGUGAAGUACAAGGUGAGCUGAAAAGGAAAUGGCGGAGUUUGUGUUUGAGGCAGACAGUGGGCCGCGGCUACAGACCCAAUAGCUGUUCUAUUUCUCGAAAUGGCUCAGAAAGUGUCUCCCAGCUCCAUCAGAAUUCAGGGGCACAGUCUUCUAUGCAGACAGAGACCACAGUGAUAUAAACCAUGUAGCUCAAACUAAAGAUUAUGGGACAUAUCACUGUAUGGAGCUCAAUGUAAUAUUUUCUAAAAUGCACCAUUUAUGCUUUGCUUUUCUACAUAUUGACGUCUGGAGAAUGGCCUGGUGCAGUAAAUCAGGUAACAGAUGGGCUGGCGGCUUUGCAGACAUUUUGGCCUAAAUCCCCAAAGGUAUUUAGCUGCCUAACCCCCAUUGAUCUGAAAGCAGUAGGAGUUAGGCGCUUAAAUACCUUUCGAGAUCUGAGCCUUUGUGUUUUUAUUUAGUCGUAUUCACAUUACAUUCUGAUGUUCUCCUGUCAUUUGUACCAGCAGUAACUAUCUAAAUAUAAUUUAUUGUAAUGCUCCAUUUCUAUUUAUCUCUCUCUCUAAUAUGUAAUGUAUGCUGAACCACGCCCAGUGUAUGUUGCUUUGGUCCAUGUUUACGGGGGUAGGGUGGGAGGUGAGAGAGAAUAUCAUAUAUACCAUCUAUAUUUAAUAGACUGUUUCUUUCACACAGAUGCUAGACCCUACUAUAGCAAAGAAAAUUGAAAUAGAGAUAUUUAGGGCCAUAUGUAUGUUCCUGAUCCCCAUAUGGAAAUCCAGUUGAUGACAGUGGGAAUUUAGCAUACAGAUGAAGGGCAUUAUGAGUCCGUAUUUUGCACAGAAGAAAAUGUUAGUCCUUCUUAGCUCCUUACAUAAAUCCUAAUUCAAUUCAGAGCUACCUCACUGCAAUAUUUGAUCCUAAGGGCUUGAUCCUGCUUUCCUGCACGAGUGCCCAUUUCUACAUAUCUUAAUGCAGAAUGUGAGGCUAGCCCUGCAGUCCUUACAGAAAAGUCCAUUGCACAGUAGUGGUCAUUAAACAGUCAGCAUUUGCCAAUAGUGGUAUCUGAGUUUACUAGAGUUUUACCCCAUACUAAAAAUCAAAGAUAUCUGUGGUAACUCUGUGGUAACAUUUGGCAAAUGUUAAUGUUUUUAAUGACUUCUCCUCCAUCUGAUUUUUUUCUACCUACCUGACAGUACAUGUAUGUGUUUCAGAAAGGUGGGACUGAACCUUAAUACCCUAGCCAUCAAGUUCUAUGAGUUCUCAGAAAUGGUAUCCUCUUUGCUUUGGUUCAAAAGAAAAAAAUAUUUUGGUUACAUUUAUGAUAGAUAUCCAUCAUAUAAAAUAAACAGACAGAAAGGAACCCACACUGAUGUUAGAAAAGAGUUAGGAAUACAUAGAAUACAAACUAGGCGCCUCAAUCUCUUACUAUCUAACUUUCUAAAGGGGUAUUUUCCUAAUAGAACAACCUAGUGAAAACUAAACAGGAAUGGACAUCCCACUCACCCACUGAAAACAUGUUUUUAUACAUAAUGAUUUUAUUAAAAUAUAUCUUUAGAACUUCACCUUUGGCAGCUAAAAUUAAGUAUAUCAAAUUAUAAAUAUUACUGGAGUUUAAUGAACUAUGUAAAUACUUUCAACAAAAUGCCGUUUUAUAUCUGUGAGGUGAUUGAAAAUGCAAUCCUGACCAGCAAGGCCAGAAAAAAAAAAGACACAAUCCCAUUCAAAUGACCAUAAAAGGCAUAAAUUGAAAGGAUUUUUUUGGUAACCUCAAGCCCCUUAUGUAGCCCAGUGAAAUAAAAGACACAGCGCUGACAAGUGCUUAUAAAUACACACUGGAGUCUUACAAGACAUAAGCACUGUUAUGUUUACCUCUCAUGUCACAACUGACCAUGUCCUCUCUAAAUAACAAGUGUGAAUACUGUGCAUUUGCAUGAGUACUUUUGCCUCAUAAACUGAAGUGUUACCACAAUAUUUCAAACAGCAAAUUGUACAUUACAUGACAGUUGCCAUGAUUUAAAUAAUAAUCACUUAAUUCAUAUCUUCUAAUUAGUAUUACCAAUAAACACCCUGUAUUGUAGUUCAUUUUAAGUAACAAUAAGUGAUAGAAAUAAGAUUGUUUUGUGUAACAAUCUAUUUAUUGCCAUAUUCACAAACAAUAGCCUUGGUUCAAAAGGUAAAUGGUCACCGUUGCACAACUGAGGCCUUUCCUGUUCUACAAAAAUAAUCUGACAAUCAAGGGACUUUCAUACCAGCUUUUUAUACCUUAAGCCACUCAGAAUAUUUUGUAGAGACAGUCACUUUUCAAGUUAACUUAAAAAGUUAAAAAGAUUUGACUGUUCAGUGAUACUUGUGUGUUAACAUUGGUCAAAAUAUUCAGAUAUUUGGAACAAACUGAUAAACUAAACAGUAAUAAGUCACCAGGACCAGAUGGUAUUCAGCCAAGAGUUCUUAAGGAACUCAAAUGUGAAAUUGUAGGACUACUAACUGUAGUCUGUAACCUAUCAUUUAAAUCAGCUUCUGUACCAAAUGACUGGAGGGUAGCUAAUGUGAUGCCAGUUUUUAAAAAGAGCUCCAGAGGUGACCCUGGCAAUUACAGGCCGGUAAGCCUGACUUCAGUACCAAGCAAAGUGGUUGAAACUAUAAUAAAGAACAGAAUUUUCAGACACAUAGAUGAACAUAAUUUGUUGGGGAAUAGUCAACAUGGUUUUUGUAAAGAGAAAUCAUGCCUCACCAAUCUACUAGAAUUCAUUGAGGGCGUCAACAAGCAUGUGGGCAAGGGGGAUCCAGUGGAUAUAGUGUAUUUAGAUUUUCAGAAAGCCUUUGACAAGGUCCUUCACCAGGGGCUCUUAAGCAAAGUAAGCAGUCAUGGGAUAAGAGGGAAGGUCCUCUCAUGGAUUGGUAACUGGUUAAAAGAUAGGAAACAAAGGGUAGGAACAAAUGGUCAGUUUUCAGAAUGGAGAGAGGUAAAUAGUGGUGUCUCCCAAGGGUCUGUAGUGGGACCAGUCCUAUUCAACAUAUUCAUAAAUGAUCUGGAAAAAGGGGUAAACAGUGAGGUGGCAAAAUUUGCUGAUGAUACAAAACUACACAAGAUCGUUAAGUCCCAGGCAGACUGCGAAGAGCUACAAAAGGAUCUCUCAAAACUGGGUGACUGGGCAACAAAAUGGCAGAUGAAAUUCAAUGUUGAUAAAUUCAAGGUAAUGCAUAUUGGAAAACAUAAUCCCAACUAUACAUAUAAAAUGAUGGGGUUUCAAUUAGCUGUUACCACUCAAGAAAGAGAUCUUGGAGUCAUUAGCAGAACCUGAAACCUGAUGAUUUUGCAUGGUUUUCAGUUUCAUUACAUCUCGUACACUGGGACAGGUUGUGGCUGAUCCUGUGUCUAAGGCAUGGGGAGAUGGCCAGAUUGUGUUUCUCUUACUCAUUCUGAAUUACACUGUGCACCACAAAUAGCCCCUCUGACAUCAGUGCAUUGUCGUCUUCAUCUGGACAGAGUGGAGAUUGGGGAGUGGGGCACAGAUAACUGUUUGUGGCUCCCUGAUCUGGAGCUACCCUAUGUUAGCACAAGUUGGAGCUGCUCUGGAACAGCUCGAACGUAUGCCACUGCUGUAAGGCUCCACAAAGACCUUACUCCAGUAGCAGAUAGGGAGUAUGCCUGCUCAACUCUAUUGCACCCCUUCUCCCCACCCCAGAGCACUGCAGGCAUGCCCUCUCCCUCCUCUGACGCUGGAGAUGGGAAGGCAUUUGGCACAAACGUGAGGUACAAAGUGGCCUUAGCAGACCAGAGAAAGGCUCUUCUCAAUGUGAGAGUACCACAAUCUGGCCCUUCACAACUUUUGGGGGCGAGAGAGGGAAGAGAUAUGUAAACUGCCAUCUCCCAAGCUCAUCUCCCCACCUCAUCCAAAUUACAUCCAAGGAAAGUGACAAUGUGUAAAUGACAAAAGCCAAAAUUCUCCUUCUCCACUUUACGUGCAAAAUUUUUCACACAUCCCUAAUGACAAUCAAACAUUAAACUCUUCUGGCAACAUCAGGUAGAACUGACAAGUAAUCUGCAGAAAGAAUUACUCUGUAUUUAUAGGUUGUCAUUCCAUAGUCUUAGACUACAACCCUGUGUCUGCAGUGAUACAGCAAGCUGUGUCAUUUACCAACAAAAGACUACUUUUAAAUUACCAACUGUGCCUCUAUACACCUUGAUAAUCUCUGAGCAGUGAAUACUGCACUGCCAUUACCAAACUGGAUGAUUUAGUACACUGUGCUAUUUUUGUGAUUUAAAUAAAACAUCAAGAUAAACACCUUUUCUGACAAGUAUGUUAUGAGGACUACAUCACCAUAACAUUAAACACAGAGAAUUCCAGAGUCUGCUUUAAUAAUCCAGUAUAAAAAUGUAUUUUGCCAUUGAUACAUCUUGUAAUAAAGUGUAAUUAAACAAAAUCCAAGUACAUCUACUUUGUAAACUACUUUAUACCAGGCUGCUAUGUAUAAAACUGCUUUAUUUCCAUAUGUACUAUAAUAAGAUUAUUUACAUCCUGCAACUUUUCCCUAGUGCAUUCGCAUAAGAAACUGUUUAACACGUUCUCUUUGGUCCUCUGUAUUGGUAGUGGUUUUUAUGUGUCAAGUACAGUAAACUUUAAACCUGAUGUAAAUGAAUGGUAUUUUUUACAAAAUGUACAGAUUAUGAUGAUGUAUAGAUAAAUGUGUGUAAAUAGAUUUGCUUUUCAUACUUGUAAUACAGCAUCUGUAGUCUCUGUUAUCCUGCUGAUUUAUAAUGUCAUAAUGCUAACAGAUUUCUCUGUGGUUUGCUCC